AUGUCUAGUUCAAAAACAAAGAAACUCACUGAUCAGGAAAUAACAACCCAAUUUAAUGCAAUGAAAACAGAGCUACAGAACAUAGCUCAAAAAAUUGGAGAGUUAGAAUCCGAAUCUGACGAACAUAAGGCAGUUAUAGAUACAUUAUCACCUUUGAAUGAUGAUCGAAAAUGUUUCCGUUUGGUCAAUGGAGUAUUACUCGAACGCACUGUGAAAGAUGUGUUACCAGCUUUGCAAACAAAUUAUGAUGGGAUUAAGGGCAUUAUGGAUAAUCUUGUUCGUUCUUACAAAACCAAGGAAGAUGAAUUUAUCGCAUUCCAAAAAGAACAUAACAUCAAACCAGUUAUCUCCAUAAUUCUUGCUCUAGAUUUAUCGGCCAAUAGUUUGGCAGUUUUAGCCGUAACUAUUAUAGGUAGAAUAUAA
Molecule: messenger RNA, 423 nt
Organism: Funneliformis caledonium
Lineage: Eukaryota; Fungi; Glomeromycota; Glomeromycetes; Glomerales; Glomeraceae
Source: the annotation of a GenBank genome assembly